Messenger RNA from Arabidopsis lyrata subsp. lyrata, 1589 nucleotides. Its product is annotated as protein FD. Gene Ontology annotation, biological process: positive regulation of DNA-templated transcription. Gene Ontology annotation, molecular function: DNA-binding transcription factor activity. Lineage: Eukaryota; Viridiplantae; Streptophyta; Magnoliopsida; Brassicales; Brassicaceae. The record is from RefSeq and is a predicted model, not a curated record. The coding region runs from base 367 to 1215 and encodes 282 amino acids. The transcript is spliced from 3 exons. Gene Ontology annotation, cellular component: nucleus.
GCCUGCCUUUUAUCAAGCAUCUCUCCCCCACUCACUCUUUUACAUUUAGGGAUCAUGAAAAUAGUUCACUUUUGAAAUUUAUCAACACCAUUUUUAUCUUUAUAAUAACUUUGACGUUGAAUACAUCAACACCUUAAUUACAUAUAGUUUAUGGAAUUUCUCUUUUUUCUUGUAAUAAAUUUAGUUCAAUCCCUCUGUCUCUUCUUCUGGAGUCUUGGACCCAACCCCAUCAUUCCAGAAAUGACCGGCAAAAGUCAAGAAGCUCUCUCUGAGGUCUCUACUCUCUCUCUCUGCGUGUAGGAUACUAGACAAUUGACAGCCAAAGACUAAAGCUGUGUUGUUGGUUCACUUCUGUUCUCUUUUCCAAUGUUGUCAUCAGCAAAGCAUCAGAGAAACCAUAGAGUCUCUGCUACAAACAAGAACCAGACUCUCAACAGAGUUUCUUCCAUUUCAUCCUCAUCACCAUCGUCUUCAUCAUCAACCUCAUCAUCAUCUCCUUUACCUUCACAAGACUCUCAAGGCCAGAAGAGAUCUCUAAUCACCAUGGAAGAGGUUUGGAAAGACAUCAACCUUGCUUCCAUCCACCACCUAAACCGACACAGCCCACAUCCUCAACACAACCAUGAGCCAAGGUUCAGGAGCCACAACCAUCAGAACCAAAACCCUAACUCAAUCUUCCAAGAUUUUCUCAACGGAUCAUUGAACCAGGAACCAGCACCCACAAGCUUGACCACGGGUUCUGCGCCUAAUGGUGAUUCCACCGCUGUCACUGCUCUCUGCAGCUCUCCUUUUCCACCUCCAGCAACUGUCCUGAGCUUGAAUUCUGGCGCUGGCUUCGAGUUUCUCGAUAACCAAGAUCCUCUUGUUACCUCAAACUCUAAUCGUCAUAGCCACCAUCACCUCUCAAACGUUCAAUCCUUCAACACACCUUUUGAGGCUCUGGUUCCGUCCACUUGUUUUGGUAAGAAAAGAGGCCAAGAGUCCAAUGAAGGUUCAGGGAAUCGAAGACAUAAGCGUAUGAUCAAGAACAGAGAAUCUGCAGCUCGUUCCCGAGCUAGGAAACAGGCUUAUACAAACGAGUUAGAACUUGAAGUUGCUCACCUGCAGGCAGAAAAUGCAAGACUCAAGAGACAACAGGAUCAGUUGAGAAUGGCUGCAGCAAUUCAGCAACCCAAAAAGAACACACUUCAACGGUCUUCCACAGCUCCAUUUUGAGAAAUCCACAAGUCCUUAUUUCUCUUUUGGGGAUUGAGAUUGUCUCAUGAAGAAGUAAAAAAAUGGAAAAAAGUUUGUACCCUUUUUUAUUAGCUAAGUAUAAAACUAAGCUAAAAUUGUAGAAGUAAGAUAUUGUAGGGGAAAGAAAGAAGAUGUAAAACAAAAGACCCGGAAAGAGAAAAGGAUCUUUCAAUUUCCUAAGGCACAGGAACACCUGUCCUGGGUCCUCUCUUCAUGUUCUGUCGUUUUGCUAUUUAAACUCUUUUUUCACUUCUGUACUAACUUCUACUUGUAUUCUUGUUGUAGUAAUAUGUUCUACUUCCUCUUCUAAUAAUACUAGUAAGAAAAAAAAACACUUAUGUUUUACUGUUUAA